AUGGCCGUUGAUUCAACUGACAGGCGAGAUUUCAUCGUGAAAAUCAACGGCGAAGAUAACGGAGGCGUCGGUGCUACAGGUUCAAGCAGCAAUGCCGUCGGAGGAAACAUUUGGAAUGAAUCAAGCUAUGAUUUUUGGGAUGGUGAAAAAGGUAAGAAUGAUGAUAAAGAAGGAGGAGGAGGCGGCGGAGCCGACGACGAAGACGGUGGGAGUUUCCAUUUUACGCGGCGGAAGGCGAAGUCGGAGGAUCUACCUCAUCCACCGUUGAAGCUAAGCCAUCAAUUUCAUCAAAAGCAGAAAUCUUCCGGCGGAGAGAUCUCCGUAGAUAUUGAUCAGCUUAACAUGGCGGAGCUACAGAGCAACACGGCGGCGACUGGCUUAACGCCGAUCUCGGAGUCAUCUUCUCCGUUCACGGUUAAAGUUAAAUCCGACGCGGUUAGACAGAGGCAGAACAGAUCAUGGCUCGGUGGAAGUAGCGACGAAGAAGGUCGUAACGGUAACAGAGACGAAGCAGAGGUUGUGAAGCGUAGCUCGAAUAAACCGGUACUGAGCAGAAACCAUACGAAAUCUAGGUUGCUUGAUACGCCGACACCGACACAUCCAGCGAUUGACAAAACAGAGAUGAAAUCUGGUCGGAGAUCCGGGAUGUUGAAAUCAGGGUUUCUUGGGAGAAGCCCUAAACCGGGGACUCCAUCUCGCGGCGGGAUCUUUGAUGAAGAAGAAGAGGAAGAUCCGUUUCUUGACGAGGAUCUACCAGAAGAAUUCAAAAGGGACAAACUCAGCAUAUGGGUUUUUCUUGAAUGGAUAAGUUUAGUGCUAAUAAUCACGAGUUUGGUAUGUAGCUUAACCAUACAUAACUUGCAACGCAAGACAUGGUGGAAGCUGGCUUUAUGGAAAUGGGAAGUGACGGUUUUGGUGCUGAUUUGUGGGAGAUUAGUCUCGAGCUGGAUAGUGAGGAUACUCGUGUUCUCGGUGGAGAAGAAUUUCUAUUUGAGGAAAAGGGUUUUGUAUUUCGUCUACGGAGUACGAAGAUCGGUCCAAAACUGCUUGUGGUUAGGGCUAGUGUUGCUCGCGUGGCAUUUCUUGUUCGAUAAGAAAGUACAAAGAGAGACUCGGUUUACUGCGAUUAGGUACGUGACGCGAGUGCUGGUCUGUUUGCUCGUCGCUGUGAUCAUUUGGUUGAUUAAGACAAUUCUGGUUAAGGUUAUGGCUUCAUCGUUCCACAUGAGCACUUACUUUGAUCGGAUUCAAGAAUCAUUGUUCACUCAAUACGUGAUUGAAACUCUUUCGGGUCCUCCUUUGAUGGAAAUUCAGAGAAUGGAAGAAGAAGAGCAGAAAGUAAUAGAAGAUGUCAAGAGCUUAGAGAAAUUAGCUGGAGCUAAGUUGCCUCCAGCUCUAAAAGCGACGGUUAAAAGUUUUAUGAGAGUCGGGAAAAGUUCGAAAUGGUCUCGGGUUGGUUCGAAGAAGGAUGGAGAUAGCGAAUGGAUAAGGAUUGAUCGUUUGCAGAAACUGAACAUAAUGAAUGUGUCUGCUUGGAAUAUGACCAAGUUGAUGGAUAUCAUACGAAAAGGCGCUAUUUCUACUUUGGAUAAACAUAUACAGGAGACAGUUGAUGAGGACGAGGAUGCUACACAGAUAAGAAGCGAAUUUGAAGCAAAAAUCGCAGCUAAGAAGAUUUUCCACAAUGUCACUGAGUUUGGUUCCAAGUACAUACAUUUGGAAGACUUCUUGCGUUUUCUGUCUGAAGAGGAGUCUGAAAGAGCAAUGGCUCUAUUUGAAGGAGCUUCAGAUAGCCAUAGGAUCAGCAAGUCUUGCCUCAAGAAUUGGGUGGUUAAGGCGUUUAGAGAACGGAGGGCUUUGGCUUUGACCUUAAGCGAUACAAAAACAGCAGUGAAUCGGCUUCACCGUAUAAUCAAUGUGUUGAUUAGUAUUAUAAUCAUAAUCAUCUGGCUUCUUAUACUUGGAAUUGCCACAACCAGAUUCUUGCUAGUCUUAAGCUCUCAGCUCCUUCUAGUAGCUUUUGUAUUCGGAAACUCGUGCAAAACCAUCUUCGAAGCCAUCAUUUUCCUUUUCGUUAUGCACCCAUUUGAUGUUGGUGACCGCUGCGAAAUCGACGGUGUUCAGUUGGUUGUGGAGGAAAUGAACAUAUUGACGACUGUUUUCUUGCGGUAUGAUAAUCAAAAGAUCGUAUACCCGAAUAGUGUUCUCGGCACAAAACCUAUAGCUAACUUUUUCCGAAGUCCCGAUAUGGGAGAUGCCGUCGAAUUCUGUGUUCACAUAGCAACUCCUCCAGAAAAGAUAUCUGCUAUUAAACAGAGAAUACUCAGUUAUAUAGACUACAAGAAGGAUCAUUGGUAUCCUGCACCUAUGAUUGUGUUCCUAAGCAUGGAUGAUAUGAAAAGUAUAAAGAUCGCGGUGUGGCUGACACACACAAUGAAUUUUCAAGAUAUGGGAGAGAGGUUUAUAAGGAGAGGUCUAUUACUAGAGGAAGUUGGAAAAAUUUGUAGAGAGCUCGAUAUCGAGUAUCGUUUAUAUCCUCAAAGCAUUCAUAUCCGAAGUAUGCCUCCUCCGCUUACUUCCGGGGUUUCAGACCGUCUUCCUCCUCCCUGGAUGCAGCCACGCGGUGCCUAA
Molecule: messenger RNA, 2631 nt
Organism: Arabis nemorensis
Lineage: Eukaryota; Viridiplantae; Streptophyta; Magnoliopsida; Brassicales; Brassicaceae
Source: the annotation of a GenBank genome assembly